AAGGAGAGCGGAGAAGAGGAGGAGGAAGAGGAAGAUGAGGAGGAGGGGAAGGAGGAGGUGGGCUUCAAGAGGAGCAGCAGCUCCUCCUCUCUCCCACCUGCUCAGCUGGAUCCGGACCAGUCCCGGUCUCAGCCCCACUGGUUCCACACCCUGCAGACCCGCCGGCUGCGGGUCUAUCGCGGCCGCAGCAACAGCGACCCUCUGGGAGGCGCCGACGACGAGCAGGCCUUCACCUGGAAGGCGGGUCUGCAGUUCGGAGCGGCUCAGUCGUACCUGAGCCUGGAGAAGCUGGGAGAAGGAGCCUUCGCCUCCGUCUACAAAGGCAUCAGCAGGAUCAACGGCCAGCUGGUGGCGCUCAAGGUGAUCCGGAUGAAGACGGAGGAGGGCGUCCCGUUCACCGCCAUCAGAGAGGCGUCUCUGCUCAAACGGCUGAAGCACGCCAACAUCGUCCUCCUCCACGACAUCGUCCACACCAGAGAGACGCUCACCCUGGUCUUUGAGUACGUGCAGACAGAUCUGGCUCAGUACCUGGCCCAGCAUCCCGGAGGUCUGCGCUCGCACAACGUGCGGCUCUUCAUGUUCCAGCUGCUCAGAGGUCUUUGCUACAUCCACAGCCGGAGAAUCCUCCACAGAGACCUGAAGCCCCAAAACCUGCUCAUCUCCUACCUGGGGGAGCUCAAACUGGCAGACUUCGGUCUGGCGCGGUCCAAAUCCAUCCCCAGCCAGAGCUUCUCCUCAGAGGUGGUGACUCUGUGGUACCGACCUCCUGACGUCCUGCUGGGCUCCACCGAUUACUCCACCGCUCUGGACAUCUGGGGUGCCGGCUGUGUGUUAGUGGAGAUGCUGCAGGGGGCGCCGGCAUUCCCGGGAGUCUCCGACGAGUUUGAGCAGCUGCAGAAGAUCUGGGCGGUCCUGGGCGUUCCCUCUGAGAGAAGCUGGCCAGGCGUCAGUCUGCUGCCAAACUACAGAAUCGAGUGGUUCCUUCCUUCUGAACCGAAGUCUUUCAGGACAGUUUGGAAAAGACUGGCCCAGCUGCCCUGUAAGACCGAGGACCUGGUCCAGAGGAUGCUGAAGCUGGUUCCAGCGGACCGGAUCUCGGCUGAGGAGUCCCUGCAGCACCCGUACUUCAGCACGCUUCCCCUUCCCAUCAUGCACCUCAGAGACAAUGUUUCCAUCUUCAAGGUUCCCGGUGUUCGCCUGGAGACGGAGGUCAAAGACAUCUUCACCCCCGCACGCCGCGUCAAACCCUCGCUGCUCGACGCCAUGAAACGCAGCUAACGCAUGGACGAAU
Messenger RNA from Salarias fasciatus (jewelled blenny), 1291 nucleotides. RefSeq names its product cyclin-dependent kinase 15 (gene cdk15). The transcript is spliced from 13 exons. Gene Ontology annotation, molecular function: cyclin binding; cyclin-dependent protein serine/threonine kinase activity; ATP binding. The annotation marks the transcript as partial. Gene Ontology annotation, biological process: protein phosphorylation. Gene Ontology annotation, cellular component: cytosol; cytoplasm; nucleus. The record is from RefSeq and is a predicted model, not a curated record. Lineage: Eukaryota; Metazoa; Chordata; Actinopteri; Blenniiformes; Blenniidae.